AAAACACAAUCCGCUUCUCAUCAGUUCCCUGAUGAAUCCAAAUCAGAAAUGUUCUCAUGAUAGCCACCGCAAAAAAGCCUGUUUCGGACAGUAACGGUCUACGCAAGUAACAACUGAGGAUUAGCGCUUUAAGCCAGUGGAGAGGAUAGGCUAAAACAGCCAAAAAGGUAGGAUCCUCGGUAAUUUAUGCAUCUUUUAGCGUUAAUAGGUCAAAAUUUGCGAACAUUACUUACCAUGACUCGAAGGUCAUUCGUUUUUUGGUCAAAUCAGUUUACGAAUAAAAAUAGUUAUCAAUUUGACACCUAGAGGUCUUGGCAGAUAAACUGAAGCGCAUGAGGCUGUAGUUUAUUGUAUCAGUGUUAUUGGGAGCUCAAUGGCGGUCAUCACAGAACUCGCGCGACUCUGUAUCACGUUGGAUGUUCCCAGCUUCCUUGUGGGCAAUUUGUACUUCGAACUUCAAGUUAACGUUUAUCAAAUUACAUUUACAAUUAACAAUUAGCUUCAGCUGUAGCUUGUCAACUGGCAAUGGUAAGUUUAGAAUUUGUUAAGCACUUGUACGUUUUAAUAGUGUGGGUCACUAAUUUUUAAUAUGGCCCUUAUACAGUAGUUUAUUUAACAUUAACCUGCCAGAGCAGUCAGUGACGGAAAUAUUUUGCUGCCAGAUCUGAUAUAAUCCUAUUCAAAAUUCUGUUAAACCAGAAGUUUGUGAGGCUUAUUUGUCAAAUGUAUCUCUCACGUGAACUACUCAUGCAAUGUAUAGAAACAUAGAAUGCACAUUUCCGUGAUAGUGAGUUGAAGAGUAUCAAGGUCUGGCAUCUUUCAUGUAAUUAGUGGCAUUAUAUUACGUAAGAACUAUCAUUACGUAAUAAUAGAUUUCCCUGCUUUUCCUUCCUCCUUUCCGUUCGUUCCUUUUUUAGAGCCUCCCUUCACGAAAUUAAAACUAAUUUCAGGCUUUUCAUCGAAAUAUUUUACUUUCGAAACCUCUUGAUUGUCACAAAGCCUAGCUGAAUAACGAAAGACGUGGAGGUAGGGAACCUAUUUUUUUGAACGUAUCACGUUCGAAGUUAGCCUGCGAAAACAUCCAUUUCUCUUCGCUCUUCGCCGCAGGGAACGUUUCGCACGGCGAAGAGCGAGGAGAACCGGAUGUUUUCGCAAGCUAGUUCGAAGUUCGCUUAGCCAUGUAGCCUAGAAAGCUCAAAGAUCGCUCUCUUUGCAACGAAAAUCAAAGAAAAACCGUUAAACAACAAUUUCAACGUUGUCACAAUACAAAUGACACUUCGGUCCUUUUAAAGCCAACAUGCCCUAUAGUUCAGUACUCUCUAUAGACAUUUAGUUCUGCCCUGCCUAUUUGUGAAACAAAAACGACCAUAAGGGCCAGAGUAUAUUUUAAUACUCUAAACCCUGUAAGAGGUACCAAUCCACUCGACAACUUUUACCCCUAGGAGCACCCCCAGUCUUCUUACAGGGCAGUAUCACCCCCACCCCACCCCAGGGAAGAUGUGAGGACAUUCACAUGAGAAAUCAAGAGCCGAGGACGAGUGAUUUACAAGCUCUUCGAACGUUUUUCGUUCUUCUGCUUUUAUAUUACAAUGAUCUGUAAUUUUCUAUCAGUUUACGUAUAUAACAAACAAUAGGCUUAUAGAACACGCGAAGUACCUCAGUUACUUUAUAAAAAGCCAAAAUAUAUUCAUUGACUCUCCAAACAACAAAUAUGACAGUCUUUGUUUACCUUAGCCACUACAAACUUUCUAACUAAGCUGUACUGACUACAAACGAACAAGUUUCCAAGUGCUACUAUCCCUAUUAUGUUUGCGUGUUUUAUUUUUCUCCGUGGUAUCAGUCAGUCUGCAGAACCGGGCGGCACACCCCCACCAGGAAUUCGCAGGAGUACCCCCUCCCCCCCCCGGGCUUUACACGCUCGACAAUCUGACAGGUUUCUUACUAUGCAAGUGCUACUAUCCUAUUAUUGCUUGCGUGUUUUGUUCGUGUCUUGCAAAUACUUUUCUCCAUGGUGUCAGUUUUUUCGCUCACUUUGCGUGUUCUUUGUUCUUAUGCUCGGCAAUCUGACAGGUUGAAAAUUAAUUACUUUCUAAUUGCACGAUGAUCAAAUAUUUUGAUCCCUUUUGGCAGUUCGUAGAUGUGUUUAAAAACGCUGACAUAUUAAAUUCUGGAAGCAGAAUACUGCAAUGCUGAUCGUAAUACGUGAAAAUUAACUGUGCAAGACAUCAACACGACACCGAAAGAACUCAAAACAGAGCGGGAUUGUAGCCAUAGACAGCUGUUUCGCUCUCUUUGUCUUUAUAGAUCCUAGGUUCUUCGGCAUAUUCGUUUGCGGCCCUUUGCAGUCCCUUGUGGUUUUAAAUGUUUGUACUUUAAAAACGCUAUCCAAGACUAAAAAUAGAAAAAUGUGCUGAAACUAGUUCCAUUAGAAAGGGACUAUUAACAGAUGAUGUGGGGUUAAUCGUCUUACUGAUUAAGUAUACUCAGCUUAUCUGUGACUAAUGAAACUGAUCCUACAAACUGGGGCUUUUUUUUUCGCGCCUAGGUGAAAAGGAGUGGCUAGUUCAAUAAAAAAAGUCUUUACCAUAAAGCAAAUCAUCUACUUGUUUAUUGCGCUAUUCACACCGACUAAGCAUGUUUAAUAAAACCCGGUUUUGAAAAAUAAAGCAGACAUGUGAAACUGGAACACAGGUUUCUAAACAGGAUUCAAAUGAAAUUCAAAAUGUUUUGUCAUUGCACUAAAUUUGCAAUCAUAGUAAGCAGGUUUUAUUAUGAAGGAAACAAUUUUAAACCGUGUUUACUAAACAGCCAAAAAGUCGAACUAAAAAGUAACCUAGCGAUCCCCGAUCGUCUUUGUCGCAUGGCUUCAAUUGCUACCCGGCUUCUCCUGACGAAUCAACACGAUCGCUGAACCUACCGGUAGAACUCUUAUCAUGGCGGUCUUGUAACCUGCCACUUUUAGUAUCCUCUGAGAUCAGUAAGAUUGUACGUAUCGUAAACAACAUCAUUUGUCCAUCCCUUUUAGGGACGAAAAAACUGGCAAAUCAACUCGAGGAGAUUAAGAUCCAAAACACGUGAGGAUUGUUUCAAUAAGCUAAGAUAAGGUGCAUAUGUUUGGCUAGAGUUUUAACGUUUCCCUCAAAAAUCGUUGGGUUAAACACAACAUUACUAGAUGUAUUACCGCGAGUCACCAAAGCCUACAAAAUGAUAUUUGCCAACAGCUGAACAGUAGAAAGAAGAUAGUCUAUAUUUACAGGAAUAUAAGUUUAUGUGAUGUUCUACUCUUCAACCUCUUUACCAAGGCACAGACCGGACAGAAUGAUUGGCACGAAAGGUUCCUGUGCGAGGUGCGGCCCCUACCCAGGCCAAUCCCACAGCACAUCAAAGUUAAACAAGUUUAAAUCAGUAACCAAAAGGCUAAACGGACGAAAACUCUUUUUUUUUUCUUUUGUUUUAGAAUCAGCAGUGGAACGAAUAAGCAUUUUUUCCGAUAGAGAAUAGGUACAUAAUUGCAAGGGAAUGGGCUCCUGAUAAUUGUUCGUAUAGUCAUAGAGGGAUGGAAUUAAGCCUCGUUGGUGGAUAGCUAAGGAUAGUUUAGGGAUAGUCGCUUUAGGGAUAGUCUAUGACGUCACCCAUUGUUUUAACCUAGAGAAAACACGAAAGAAACUACUACAGAGAAACUACUCUCCACUAGACUAUCCUCUGCAUUUGACGAGGUGAUCUAGACGCAUGGUUGACAACAAACAAAUAGCAAGCUUCAGCUUUCAAGUUCUCAGCCCCAAAUGUUAACCUUUUGUGUCGACUUAAAAGAAUUUCAAUUAGUACACAACAUUAAAAAUUGUCAAUAUCAAACUUAGCUUUCCCAGCGCACUCGCCACAGGUAACAAUGCCCUAUAGUUUUUCUGUUAUAGGAGAUCGAAACAAAAGAUAAACCGAGGGACUUUUAGUAGCAGGGUAACAAUUUCGAUGAACUUAAGUUGCAUGAACUAAAGUUAAAUUCAAUUUCCUCUGUUACAAGCAUACGCUCGAGACCAAAUUACAAGACCUCGAGAAGAUGUUGAACUCUUCACGACAGGUUGCAGAAGAAGCGUCUUGGAAACAUUUGACGGCGCUGUGGUCCGCAGAGAAUAAUGCAAAGAAAGAAAUUGACAAGGUGUGGACUGCGAUGAACGAAACAGGAAAACAACUUGACGAGAAACUAGUGAAAAUACGACACAACCUUACUGGGCAGGUAACUGAACCGUUGUAAAGUUACGACUCAUAACUUCCCUCUGCGUCGGCACGAGCAAUUUUUUUCAUAGGCGGAUCAAUGGCUAAAGUUAUAGUUUAUUAGGUAAAACUUGGCAAAUUUUGAUUCUGUACCAGUCCUUCUGCCAUAGUAUAGAGAAUGGCACUGAAUCAAACUUCGGCAACAAAAAGUAAUUUUGAUCAGGUGAUUUGUCGCGUGACCAAAAGGUAGAAGAAUACUUCAAGAUUUUCAUUCAGGGAAAAAAUUUUACUCCGCUGCUCUACUUGAGAUGAGCUAAAGAAUAAUGUUAUCAAUAAAUUAAAUUUUCGUACAUAUACUAUUUUGGAAUACACCAGUUAAAUAACGAACAUUCAGAUAAUCCAGCUGUGUAGUGUGCUUCAUCACAUGAAGCAGUAUAGGCUAUGAACUGGAUACCCAGAACUUAAAUUGAUCAUGAUAUGCACGGAAGAAUUGUCCAGCAAGAUAUUUUAGGUAUAUAUGCAUGCUUUCCAAACUUCCCAAGUCCUUCAGUAUAUGCUCCCCGCAUGUAAAUGAUGACUUUUUAAAAAUGUAAGUGAACUUUGACAUACAGUGUAGCGAGUAAAAUGCCUUCGGCGAAAUUAUAAUUUUUUUUUAUAAUAAGAUCUCCUCACUGCGCGCAGUAUCUCACUCGCGUACUAAGGAAAAACAAGGAUAUAACUUGUGAUUAUUGCAUGAUAACUAGCUUGAGCGAAUGCAGUAACACUUCGCUUGCUGUUCUUAGAUUAACAACGUAGGCAAAAUUGCCGGACCCGUUGGACCUCCGGGAUUCAAUGGAAGUCAAGGACCCGCGGGGCCUCCGGGGCCCAAAGGAGCUGGAAACUUCAGCACGUGUCAGUAUAAAGUAAAGACAGAAGCUCGUGGACGAGAUCAAACGGCCUAUGUGGACGAGCCCACUGUAAGUCAGUACAAGUGUAAGGUGUAAUACUUGUUUUCUUACUUUGUCAGGCAGCCCCGUUCAAUUGCACACCUGACUUAAAGAGCCUACAGUAUGUCACGACGAUAUUCCUCGUAUAUUUUAUGCUAAUUCUGUGUUGAAGUCAUCACUUAGUACUUUAACAAAUUUUACCAGGGGGCACUAACCAUGAUACUUUUUUGUGAUUUUUGCGGGCGAAAGGAAACAGUUUCAAUACCUAAAUAAAAUCUUAAAUAACAAAACUGGUUUAAGCUUGCACAAGGCUAAUGAGAUAAUUUGUAUGCUUCUUAUCCAGUUCGUGGACAGAAGAUGAUUAUUGUUCUUAUUAAUUUUUAGUUAUUCUUUUUACAUUUAGUGAAAAAGUACAACUCCCUAUUUUUUUCUCCCUUAUAUUUUAAAAGUUGCCUUCACUAGAAAAAGAUGCGAGAGCGUCACACGGCUAAGGAGAAGCACAAAAAACUAACCCUCUAUAUUGUCUUGUUUCUCUUUCCAGGGCCAUAUUAUAAUAGCAGCAACCUGCUCUACAAACUACGCCGAAGAUAUUGAGUUUAGAUCCGCCAUUGUGGUCCAUCCAAAACGGCGAUAUAUAUGCGACUGCAGGGGCGUCAAGUAUAGUAGGCAAAACCCUAAGAACUGUUCCCUUCACUACUGGGUAUGCGUAAAAACGUAAUUACGAACAAAUCCACAGCAGAAACAGUUUGAGGUAAUUUUCAAGCGCAAAAGAAAAGACGCCUUGUCUUUCGAAAAUGACGUAUCUGACGCUUUAAACGAUUCCUUUCUACCUCCCCUUUCCUAUCUAAAUUAGUUCUAAGAGUUUCGAUAAACGGCUCUUAUUUUAAUAAUUCCUUAAUAUGUGAAAAGUUCGUCUUUAUAAAGAAAUUCAACAUUGCAAGGUUAAUUAAAAUCUCCUUUAAUCUGGACACCUUUUGUUUAGAGGUUGGUAAUUUAUCGAAAAAUUAGACGCUAUAAUAAGUUGCGCGCCUAUCUAACUUUACAAAGGAGGUGUGAAAAAAUGGUUAGAGGAAAUACUGCACCGUUUUAUAUUGCGAAACUUGAGCGAAGUCAUAUCAGUCAUGUUUAUCUGUUCCAGGCUAUGUCGUGGUCAGUUACAAAUGUUAGGUCAGGUGAGCUUAAAUCAUAACAAAGCACUAAUCUAUUCUCAGAUAAUUUUUUAAUUACUGGCAAAAAGAAAGAUUGCGAAUGAUCCUAUCCAAGAGGAAAAAAAGCAGAUUUGAUUUUUAGUCACUCAACUUCCGUAAAGCUUCUUCCAACAGAACUUCGAUGU
This is a messenger RNA of Porites lobata, 6468 nucleotides long. The record is from the annotation of a GenBank genome assembly. Lineage: Eukaryota; Metazoa; Cnidaria; Anthozoa; Scleractinia; Poritidae.